This is a messenger RNA of Lathyrus sativus (Indian pea), 2406 nucleotides long. Lineage: Eukaryota; Viridiplantae; Streptophyta; Magnoliopsida; Fabales; Fabaceae. The record is from the annotation of a GenBank genome assembly.
AUGAGGAGAAAACAGCAUUAUUCGAAUCCGUCGUGUGUUUUUGUUCUUCUUUUUUCAUUCUUCCUAGGUUUAACGACACUAGUCUCUUCUUCUGUUGUUUCAUCGUAUCAUGUCUCAGAUGGAUCCCUCACGGAAGCUGAAACGAUGUACAUCAAGCAUCGACAGCUUCUUUACUACAGAGACGAGUUUGGCGAUAGAGGUGAAAAUGUUACGGUGGAUCCUUCACUAGUAUUUCAAAACGACCGCAUCAAAAACGCUUACGUGGCGUUACAAGCUUGGAAACAAGCUAUUCUUUCUGAUCCAAACAAUUGCACCGUUGAUUGGGUGGGUUCCAAUGUGUGCAGCUAUAGUAAUGUUUUCUGUGCACCCGCAUUGGAUAACCCUCAGAUCCAAACGGUAGCCGGAAUCGAUCUUAAUCACUGUGAUAUCGCCGGAUAUUUGCCGGAAGAGCUUGGCUUGUUAACUGAUCUUGCUCUUUUUCAUGUCAAUACCAACCGGUUCUGUGGAACGGUUCCUCAUAAAUUUGAGAAGCUGAAAAUCUUGUUCGAGUUGGAUCUAAGUAAUAACCGCUUCGCCGGGAAGUUUCCGGAGGUUGUUCUCCGGUUGCCGUUGUUGAAGUUUCUAGAUCUGAGGUUCAAUGAGUUUGAAGGUACGGUUCCAAAGGCGCUUUUUGAUAAAGAUUUGGAUGCGAUUUUCAUCAAUCAUAACAGAUUUGUUUUCGAUUUACCGGAUAAUUUUGGUAAUUCCCCGGUUUCGGUGAUUGUUCUGGCGAAUAACCGUUUCCACGGUUGUUUCCCGGCGGGAAUUGGAAACAUGACGAAUUUGAACGAGAUUAUUGCGAUGAAUAACGGUUUACAAUCGUGUUUGCCGGCGGAGAUAGGGUUGUUGAAGAAUUUGACGGUGUUUGAUGUUAGUUUUAACAAAUUGUUGGGGCCGUUGCCGGCGGCUAUUGGAAAUGCGGUGGGUUUGGAACAGUUGAACGUGGCGCAUAAUAUGCUUUCUGGUCAGAUUCCGGAGAGUAUUUGUGCGUUGCCAAAUUUGGAGAACUUUACUUAUUCGUAUAAUUUCUUUACCGGAGAACCACCACGGUGUCUGUCUUUACCGGCUUUUGAUGAUGAACGUAACUGUUUGCCGGCGAGAAAGAAUCAACGGUCGGCGAGGGAAUGUAAGUCGUUUUCGUCUCACCCUAUUGAUUGCAGCUCUUUUAGGUGUAAAGCUUUUGUUCCUUCUUUGCCUUCACCACCACCUUCUCCCCCUGUUGUUGUUAUUCCACAAUCUCCUCCUCCACCUGUGCUUUCACCACCGCCGUCAGUUAUCAUCCCUCCACCUCCGCCUGUGUUGUCUCCACCACCUCCACCUCCGCCUGUGUUGUCUCCACCACCCCCACCUCCGCCUGUGUUGUCUCCACCACCUCCACCUCCACCAGUAAAUCCACCGCCACCUCCUCCUCCAUCACCGCCUCCUCCUUCACCGCCCCCACCACCUCCUCCAGUGUAUUCUCCACCCCCGCCUCCACCAGUGUAUUCCCCACCUCCACCUCCACCAGUGUAUUCCCCACCACCACCUCCACCAGUGUAUUCCCCACCACCACCUCCACCAUCACCUCCACCACCUUCACCCCCACCACCCUCUCCACCUCCUCCAGUUUACCUACCACCUCCACCACCACCCCCACCCCCACCGCCACCUCCAGUAAGCUCACCACCUCCUCCAAGUCCUUCACCACCUCCCCCAAGUCCUUCACCACCCUAUUGUGUUAGGUCUCCGCCACCUCCAGUCAAUUCACCACCUCCACCACCCAAUUCACCACCUCCACCAGCUCCUGUAUUCUCCCCACCACCGCCUGUACCUUACUAUUAUAGCUCGCCGCCUCCACCACCAUCUCAGUCUCCCCCACCACCCCCUCAUUCGCCUCCCCCACCUCACUCUCCUCCACCACCUGUUUAUCCAUAUUUAUCACCACCACCACCUCCUCCAGUUCACUCACCUCCACCACCAGUCCAUUCACCACCACCCCCAUCUCCACCACCUUGUAUAGAACCCCCACCACCACCUCCUCCUUGUGAAGAACAAUCACCUCCACCACCACCCCAUCAAACACCUUAUCUCCCACCACCAUCCCCAUCACCGCCACCAGUCUAUGCCUCACCACCACCACCACCACCAGUCUAUGCCUCACCACCACCACCACCAGUCUAUUCCUCUCCACCACCACCACCAACAGUCUAUUCUUCACCUCCACCACCAGUUCAUUACAAUUCACCACCACCACCACCAGUCUAUUCUUCACCUCCACCACCAAUUCAAUACAAUUCACCACCACCACCUACACCUGUAUAUGAAGGGCCAUUACCACCAGUCAUUGGAGUCUCGUAUGCAUCGCCGCCACCACCACCCUUUUAUUAA